Messenger RNA from Prunus armeniaca (apricot), 1074 nucleotides. The record is from the annotation of a GenBank genome assembly. NCBI's taxonomy places the organism in Eukaryota, Viridiplantae, Streptophyta, Magnoliopsida, Rosales, Rosaceae.
AUGGCACCCAGUUUUGACUGUACGGUUUCAAGCCUGCUUUGCGCAGAAGACAACAUUUUCGAUGAUAACGAUUUUGGGUCUGUGAGAUUGGAGGAGGAGUUUGAGGAGGCUAUGUGGCCUCUUAGAAAUCAUCGAAACUAUGAUCAAAAUCGUGGCUUUGAUGAUGAGGGUGGACUGCCAUUCCAGAGUGAUGAGUAUUUGGCUUCAAUUGUAGAAAAGGAAUGCCACCACUUGCCUGGUUCUGAUUACUUGAUGAGGUUGCAAAAUGGAGACUUGGACCUGGGUGCUAGAAAACAGGCUGUUGAUUGGAUUGGAAAGGCAAAUGCCCAUUUCAGUUUUGGACCUCUCUGCCAAUAUCUAUCCAUAAACUACUUGGAUCGCUUCCUUUCUGCCUAUGAAUUACCUAAUGGCAAAGCUUGGACUAUGCAAUUGUUGGCUGUGGCUUGCUUGUCUCUUGCAGCCAAAAUGGAGGAGAUUGAUGUUCCUCUCUCUCUAGAUUUACAGGUGGCAGAGUCAAAAUUUGUAUUUGAGGCAAGAACAAUUCAAAGGAUGGAGCUUCUGGUUUUGAGCACAUUAAGAUGGAGAAUGCAAGCAGUUACCCCUUUCUCCUUCAUAGAUUCUUUCCUUCUCCAGAUCAAUGAGGAUCAAAUCCCUCUCAGAGCUUCAAUCUUGAGAUCAUUCCAACUCAUUUUGACCACUGCUAAAGGAAUUGACUUCUUGGAAUUCAGGCCAUCAGAGGUUGCAGCAGCAGUAGCAAUUUCUGUUGCAGGAGAAGCCAAAACAUUAGACACUGAGAAAGCAAUCUCUAUGCUCAUUCAACGUGUAGACUUAGUAAAGGAGAGAGUGGUAAAGUGUGUAAAUUUGAUUCAUGAUAUGUCUUUAAUGAGUGGGGCCUUUAAGGAUGCUAGUGGCUCUGCCCAGUCUGUGCCCCAGAGUCCAAUUGGGGUCUUGGAUGUUGCAUGCUUCAGCUAUAAAAGUGAAGAGAGCACAGUUGGGUCAUGUGCAAAUUCCUUCCACAAUAGCUCUGAUUCUAAAAGAAGGAAGCUAAACAGAGCCUGUGAGGUGGAGUUAUAG